Messenger RNA from Prorocentrum cordatum, 302 nucleotides. NCBI's taxonomy places the organism in Eukaryota, Dinophyceae, Prorocentrales, Prorocentraceae. The record is from the annotation of a GenBank genome assembly.
GGACGGGGUGGGCAGCGCCUUCCGGGACAACGCGUCGCUGGCGGCGGUGCUGGAGCCUCUCGGGGACCCAGUCCUGCCAGAAGAUGCUCGUGCCUGCUCGGACUGGCUCGCCGACGCGUCCGCCAAGGUGCUGGGCGCCUUAUCUACCGUGGAACAGAAUGAUUUAUUUUGUAGUUGUACUUCGACGUGCGAUGCCGCGUGCGCGGUGGCAGAUGCCCGCACGUCCUUCCAGUGGGUGGGUGCUUUCUUUGCCAUCUGGAUGAUUGUCUCGAUGCUUGUGCUGGUCGGGGUCGCCAAGGAGC